AUGCAGUCUCCCAGCCUGCUACAGAAGUUUCGCUAUGAGAAGAAGAAUCUGUCUCAGUAUGCGCUGAAGCUGGCAUCCUGUACGACUGGUCGCGGCGACGGAAGCGACAAGGUGGCGUGUAUCUCCCGCUCCUCCCCCGCCGCCGCCGCCGCCGCCGCCGCCGCCGUAGUCAGCCCCGCGGUCGGAGAGGGAAAGUCGGGAAGAAGGAGACCAGUGAUACUCAGUUCAGAUUCCGAGAACGAUGAACUACCUAAAACUGAUCAUGGGACCAUCGUCGGGAGCGACGACGAUGAGUUGACCCCUGACCUCCCAGAGCUGAUGACAUCACCGUAUCACAGGGCGUCACUGGCAUCAACGAGUAGGAUUAGGAGAGUGCGUUCCGACAGCGAUAAUUCCAUGUCGGAUUCCGGCGUGAAACCCGUGAAGAGACGUCGCAUUCGCAUCGCUAACAGCAGUGACGACGAUGACGAUGAUGCCGGCGGCGACGGUUGUCGUGGCGACGGAGCGGGGAGCGGGAAUCUCAACAGGAAGGAGAGGAGGAAGCUGGAGUUCCUGCGCGACGCUUUCCCUGAUCUCAAUGCCGAGGUAAAAACUGAUCAUCACACGAUAAUCUCUAAUAACAUCGCAUGA
Priapulus caudatus is the source of this 630-nucleotide messenger RNA. RefSeq lists its product as uncharacterized. Lineage: Eukaryota; Metazoa; Priapulida; Priapulimorpha; Priapulimorphida; Priapulidae. The record is from RefSeq and is a predicted model, not a curated record. The transcript has 4 exons. Bases 1 to 630 code for a protein of 209 amino acids.